Messenger RNA from Carassius carassius (crucian carp), 1656 nucleotides. RefSeq lists its product as uncharacterized. The transcript is spliced from 4 exons. Lineage: Eukaryota; Metazoa; Chordata; Actinopteri; Cypriniformes; Cyprinidae. The coding region runs from base 586 to 1656 and encodes 356 amino acids. The record is from RefSeq and is a predicted model, not a curated record.
CACAGAACUCUUGGAUUUGAUUUGCAAUGCUAAGUCAGCUGCUGAAGUUGAGAAUGGCUGGGACAGUGACAUGUCGGCCAUCUUGCUGCUGCUACAUCUGCUGCCACCAUCUGCACAAGGUAGAAAGAGGCCGGGAAAGCUUUCUGCAUAUCAAGCUGUAGAUCAGCUCAUCAGAUUUCAAAAGGUUGGAACCAGUGUGCAGCAGCAUCUAGACAACAUCACCCAAAGCAGUCAGCCCUACCUUCUCGCCCAGGGAUCCACACAGAGCACCAUUCACUCCUACUUCAUUGUGGUUGACAAGCAUGCACUUCCAUGCAAGGCAACAGGUUCAGUUGGAGCUUUUGACGAACUCUUUAAAGCCCAUUACGUCUUUGGUACGUCAUACAGUUCUUCCCUGAGCAGCUUUUUCACAUUUGUGCAAACAACCAUCUAUAACAUCGACAUGGGGGAAACAAAGGAGACCCCUAGAGUUGCAGAAUUGCGGGCAAGGAUGGUGCGUUAGUUGAGAUAGAGCUAUGAAGUGUUUUCUUUGCAAAAGUGACCAUGGAAGUCCAAACAACCUUGUUAAGCACUUUAAGGUAAUUCAUGGGCUAUGUAAAGGCAGGACUCUUUUUUUUGAAGUGUGGACAAGAAGGAUGCUCACGUUCUUUUGGUAGUUUUUCUGGUUUAAGAAAACAUCUUAAUAAGUGCCAUGGAAGCAGUUUAGUUGAUUCUGUAGAAUAUGAUCUUUCAUAUCCUCAAAGUACCGUCAAUACAAGUAAUGUUUCUCAUGUUGAAGAGUCGACUGAAUAUUUAGAGGCUGAGUCACAGUUAUCUUCCCCAUACAUUGUAAAUAGUUGUUCAGCUGUAAUUUCUGAUCUAAAGGCAGCAGGUGUUGGUCAAAGUACACUGAAUUCUGUAGUGAUUUCCAUGGAAGAGAUUGUUCAAGAUAUCCAUCAGCAUGCUAAAGAGACAGUGAUAAAGCAUGUAUUUAGUAAUGAAAGAGAAACGGAAAUGUGCAAAAAAGUUGAGGCGUGUUUUGAGGGGUUAGACAAUCCUUUCACAAUUCUAAAUUCGGAAUACAAGCGAUCAAAAUUUAUGACUGACAAGUGGGAAAUAGUAGAACCAGUUGAAUGUGUGAUUGGUUCAAGAUUUGACACAAGACGAAAUAAAAAGACUGGAACAUAUGAUCAGGUAGUAGUUCAAGAUAAAUUCAUGUAUAUUCCAAUUUUAUCUACACUGCAGUCAAUAUUUAAAAGUCAGUAUGUUGCAGAAAUGUUGCAAAGCUCAGCUACCAGCGACUCUAGACUGAGAGAUAUUUGUGAUGGAUCUUUUUUUAAAAGUCACCCCCUGUUCUCAACUGAGAAGCAGACAAUACAGAUCCAGAUGUUCUAUGAUGACUUUGAGGUCGCCAACCCUCUGGGUCCUAAGCGAGGUAUUCAUAAAUUGGGUGGAGUAUAUUUUACUUUAAGAAACUUCUCUCCAAAAUGGAAUUCUUUCUUGGCUAACAUACACCUGUGCGCCUUAUUUCAUACUCAAGAUGUUAAACGGUAUGGUUUUAAUAAAAUUUUUGCUCCCAUUGUUCGAGACAUUAAACUGUUAGAGAGUGAUGCAUGUAACACCGCUCCAGAUAAACGCUCAAGAAGACCCAUGUGGGAAAUUAUUGAAUCAAACUGA